AUGGCUCCCUCCACUCGUCCCGACCACAUCAACCUCAAUUACAUCCCUCAAUUGAACCCUCAGCCGCCGCACUCUGGCACCUCCACUGGCACCACUUCGCCUAUCGAGCCUCCGUCUGGCAACUCGAUUCGCUUCCCUACAAACUCGUCGAACCCGCUGGGAUCUGCACCAGGCGCAAGAAUGAAUACAGGAUCUCCCUCCCAUGAGUUUGGGAGCAGACUGUAUUCCAAACGUGCACGAGAGAUCCAAGCGCAGGAGGGCCUGACUCCACAAUUGUGGGGACCACCUACCAGCGGCAAUUCCACGCCAUUGCGUGAGACGAUUCCAGAGUCGCCCAAUGGAGACAGCUUCCCUGACUUCAAUCAAAACAUGCCAGAGGCCGCACCCGCGGCUCAGACGUCCACCCGCCGUGCCCGCGCUGGCACUUUGCCUUCACGCUUUUCUCCCAGUGCAGCACCUGGCGGACUGAUGUCACUACCCUCACUCGCGCCAAAGUCGUCCCGUCCUACUCCGUCUACCAGUCCCUUCAAGCCUGGCUCUGGUACUCCUGCUGAGCGUGCUGGUUUUACUCCAGGAGCUACAAACGCUGCUGCUACAUCAGCACUUCUUUCUCGUCUUCGUGCUGGUUCUAUGCCUCAACAACCAGGUUUCCUUCCGCCCGCUGCCUCUGCUUUCGGCAAUCCCAUUUUCUCCUCUGCUUGGGCAAGCAACCGUCAGCGCAGCAGUACCCUUCAGAGUAUCGCGUCUCAGCCCUCGAAUGGACCCGGUUCUCCUAUGUCAUCCUUCUCUCGGGAUGGGCUUGCAGACACGGAUGUUAGGACUCUCGAUUACCUUGGAUUGGUGGACACUCCUCAGCCUGUACGAGCUACUCUUGCGCCUUCCGAUAUCGAACUACUUCUCGAGAGCCAGAGGACUUCCAACAGUCUGUUGAACAGCAACAACCGCAUUCGCUCAUAUUCUGUUAACGCGAAGGAGAAAUAUGCCGAGGAUGAAGAUGAACUUCAAUAUGGUUACAGCGGCGCCAUUACCCCAGCUGAAGCCAACGCUCUUCUCAUUCAAGAAGCUAUCCGCCAGCAUAAUCAGGACGUUCAGGCAUUUGCAAAUUAUGCUUCUUCCGCCCGUCCUCGUGCUAGGACUGCUGGCGUGCUCGAUGCUCCUGGACGAGGGAUGAUGCGAAGUUUCCUGCCCACCAUGUCUGCCGACUUGACGGAGGAUGCCGAAUACAACCUUGCUGAAGCCGUGAAGAAGCUUCACCUGCCCAGCUCAAAUCUUGGUGACGAAGGUACCUUGGAUGGCCCAACUCGAUCACUGUGGCUUGGCAACAUACCAUCGUCUACUACUGUGUCAUCCCUCAACGUCAUUUUCAGCACUUUCGGUUCUAUUGACUCUACCCGAGUCUUGACACACAAGAACUGUGGCUUUGUUAACUUCGAAAACCUCGAAAGCGCUGUUCAGGCAAAGACACAGUUGAACGGAAAGGAAAUCUUCCCCGGCGCAGGCCCCAUUCGGAUUGGUUAUGCGAAGAUUCCGAGUGCAGCGGCCACGCCUGGUCACAACGGAUUGUUUCCCUCGCCAAGCCCAGAUCCAAUCGCAAAAGCCCAGGCGGAAAGCGGCUCGGCCCACAAUACGAAUGCAAACAACGUUCGUGUUGAAAGCGCCAAUGUGCCUUUGACAACACCUGAACUGACCGACAUCCGCGGCGACAUUGUCCAGAUCGUGAAAGAUCUGGGCGCCACGGAUGACGAGCAGGCCAGGAUUUCCGCUCAAGUCGAAGCUGCCAUCCGGCUCAACACUUACAUCGAUGAGAUUCCUCCCGUUGAAGAGCCCAGUCACACCCGUGUUCAUGAUGCACCGAGACUGCGUGAGAUCCGCAAGCGCAUCGACAAUGGUUCCUGCUCGAAGGAUGACAUUGAGCAGAUUGCUCUGAACAUGCUCCCUGAAGUUGCCGAGUUGGCAUCCGAUUACCUUGGUAAUACUGUGGUACAAAAGUUGUUUGAAUUCUGCGAGGAGCCUACCAAAGAGGCAAUGUUGCGUGAGAUCGCGCCUCAUCUCGCCAAGAUUGGUAUUCACAAGAACGGAACAUGGGCUGCCCAGAAGAUUAUCGACGUUUCCAAGUCACCUGCCAUGCAGAAGAUGGUUGUCGAAGCUCUCCAACCGUAUGCGGUGUCCCUCUUCCUGGACCAAUUUGGCAACUACGUUAUGCAGGGUUGCCUGAAGUACCAGCAGUACAACAACUUCAUCUUCGAGGUUAUGCUUAGCCGUCUCUGGGAUCUCGCCCAAGGUCGAUUUGGUGCUCGUGCUAUGCGAGCUUGUCUAGAAAGUCACUUCGCCACUAAAGAUCAGCAGCGUAUGGCUGCGGCCACGAUUGCCCUCCAUAGCGUUCAGCUCGCUACCAAUGCAAACGGCGCCUUGCUUUUGACAUGGUUCCUGGAUACCUGCACUUUCCCAAGGAGGCGGACAGUGCUGGCUCCUCGCCUGGUCCCACACAUUGUUCAUCUUUGCACACACAAGGUCGCCUACCUCACUGUACUCAAGAUCAUCAACCAGCGCAACGAACCGGAAGCCCGCGACACUAUCCUCCAGGCGCUAUUCUUCUCACCCAACGACCAAGUCUUGGAAGACAUCCUGGCUGACCAGAACUGUGGUGCAACUCUGAUCUUCAAGGUGCUUACCACUCCAUUCUUUGAUGAGCAGAUCCGUGCAGACGUUGUGCAGAACGUACGCAACGUCCUUGCUCGCAUCAAGGCACAGCCCCAACAAGGCUACAAGCGACUCAUGGACGAGGUGGGUCUCUCAACUCGAAGCGGACCUGGUCAUCGUGACCACUCUGCGACGCGAUCGGCGUCGAAGGACAGGAUGGGUGGGUCGCAGGCUGAUUCAAGGAACUUCUACCCACCGGCUGCCGCUGGCUUCGAUCCUGUCGGCCUCCAGCGCACUGCAAGUAUGGACUCGAACAACUUUGAUCAGUAUGCUAUGGGCGGCAACGGUCCUAUGUACAUGCCCAACAUGCAAGCUAUGAACAAUCAGCAACAGCUUCAGUACCAACAGUUGUUGGCCCGCCAGGGUCAAUUCUACCCCCAGAUGAACGGCUUCCAAGCCCCACCUCCUGGUAUGGAGGCCUACCGAAAUGCGUCGCCGGGAGGAGCACCUGGUUUCAAUGGGUCUCCCAUGAUGCAGCCUGCCAACCUCGCCGGCCAAGGCAUGGGUCCAGGUAUGGGUGCGCCAAUGUAUCAAUAUGGAAUGUAUGCACCCCAGCAGCAGCAGCAACAGCAACAACAAGCUGCUGGAGGCAACCAGCGACGCGGAAGGGUAAGCAGAAAUGCGUCUCCCGCGCCGGGCACUCCAUAUUAA
Molecule: messenger RNA, 3351 nt
Organism: Dothidotthia symphoricarpi CBS 119687
Lineage: Eukaryota; Fungi; Ascomycota; Dothideomycetes; Pleosporales; Dothidotthiaceae
Product: RNA binding protein-like protein Jsn1
Exons: 2
Coding region: 1-3351 (1116 amino acids)
Molecular function (GO): RNA binding
Source: RefSeq, a predicted model, not a curated record